Exophiala bonariae is the source of this 1053-nucleotide messenger RNA. RefSeq lists its product as uncharacterized. Bases 1 to 1053 code for a protein of 350 amino acids. The record is from RefSeq and is a predicted model, not a curated record. The transcript has 3 exons. Lineage: Eukaryota; Fungi; Ascomycota; Eurotiomycetes; Chaetothyriales; Herpotrichiellaceae. Gene Ontology annotation, cellular component: endoplasmic reticulum membrane. Gene Ontology annotation, molecular function: metalloendopeptidase activity. Gene Ontology annotation, biological process: CAAX-box protein processing.
AUGGCUCCCACUGAGCUGUUCAAUCGGCUGAAGGAAACCUAUUUUGGCCAUGAGGAAAAAGACCAGCCUGUUAUCUCUCCCACCACGGCAACCGCUCUCUCUAUCGCCGUUACACUUUUCUACGUCGUCCCAUUCUAUCUGUCAAGGGCGACCCGACCGUCGCCCUCUCUCAAUCGGGAUGCCCCUUCAGUCAUCCGAGCUCGCAUUCAGACCGUCACCUUGGCCUGUGUCGUCUCUUCUAUAGCGACCCUCUAUUUACUUGUUGUGACAGCCAAACUGACACCCAUCCACUCGCUCCACUUCCUUGGCUGUUGGCCCCUCUCAAUUCUCGAUCUGGUCAAGUCUUGUGCAUUGACACUCUUCCUCUACCUUGGACCCUUGUUUGAAAGGAUCUGGAUUGAACAGGAUCUGUCCGACUUUCAUGGCGGUCGAAAGGUAGUCGAGAGUUUGAGCAGUUGGCAAGGUUACCGCAACUUUGUCGCUGGCCCCGUCACUGAAGAGGUCAUCUUUCGUUCGGUCUUGGUUCCUCUGCACCUCCUAGCCAAGAUCUCGCCUACCAAAAUCGUCUUCCUGACACCCUUGUACUUUGGCAUCGCCCAUGUGCAUCAUUUCUACGAAUUCACAUUGACCCAUCCUCACACCCCGUUAUUGCCCGCACUAUUACGGUCGUUCUUCCAAUUUGGAUAUACCACCCUGUUCGGCUGGUUUGCCGAUUUCAUCUUUCUUCGGACCGGAUCUCUAUAUGCAUGUAUCAUUAUCCACUCUUUCUGCAAUUGGGUUGGUCUACCUCGGUUUUGGGGCCGAGUGAAACGCAGGGAACAGCAUCCUCUCUCCCCGGUCGCCAUCAGGGGCAAAGAUGAUACCGAUGCAAUCCAUGCACGUGGUGGAGAUGGUGAACUAGGUCUGAAGUGGACAAUAGCUUAUUACACCUUGCUAUUGACUGGGGUAUAUCUGUUUUAUACUGGGUUGUGGCCCUUGACCAUGUCGGACGCUGCUCUAGCCAAAUUCUCCAGCCGUGUGACGGUGAAAGAGACUAAACGUUGGUUCUCAUAG